Molecule: messenger RNA, 156 nt
Organism: Lottia gigantea (owl limpet)
Lineage: Eukaryota; Metazoa; Mollusca; Gastropoda; Lottiidae
Exons: 1
Source: RefSeq, a predicted model, not a curated record
AUGGCUACUUUUGCUACAGAGGCUCAAAGAUUAGUGGCUGUGUCCAUUGGGAAAAUAGCAGCUUCCAGAUCACAGCGUGGUGGAAUAAACUUACAUAAGAACUUAUUAGUGGCCAGUGUGUUACAUAAGGCCCGGACCAGUUUUAUGAUGGAAAAC